Molecule: messenger RNA, 3162 nt
Organism: Ostreobium quekettii
Lineage: Eukaryota; Viridiplantae; Chlorophyta; Ulvophyceae; Bryopsidales; Ostreobiaceae
Source: the annotation of a GenBank genome assembly
AUGCCCCAGACACAAACAGUCAGACAAGACAUUACUGUUGGGCAGGACUUGCGUGUGGACAUCGAGCUUUCGUUACCGGAGCUCUCAACGCCAGCAAACGAAGCUACUCCAGUUCUCAGACCCCAGGAGUCCACUGCCAUCGAAGUCAGCAUCAAGGCCUGCGGGUCGCAGAAUGACAACGAGACAUGUGCUCUAAAGGCCGACGAGGCUGUGGAAUUUACUGUCAUGGCCAUCGACAAGGCUAUCCUAGAACUGGUUCCACAUGGACUUAGGGACGUCGCUGCGGACUAUGUGUUCAACCUGGGACUCAGUUUUGACGUGGCUUCAUCGUCCGACAUCCUUCAUGCGCCAGGGGCCAUCACAGGACUGGUUGAGAAGUUCGUGAGGGAGCAAGAGGAAAACCCUUGGGCCAGUAUAGACAGCGAGCUGCUGACGCCUGGUUCUGGGUACUUCGGAUACUACGACGAUGUAUAUGACAGCUACGAUUACUUUGAUGAUGAGCUUGCAGAAUUUGGUACAGGCGCGGUUGCUUUUGCAGUGGCAUCUGGAGGUGCAGCACCGGAGAGUGCUACAGUGGCGAAAUCUGUUGCACGGACUGCACCAGCACCACCCCCAUUCGCUCCAGCCCCAAGUGCCGAUGCCGAAGUUGAGUCAGCAGGUGCCUCAGGUGGUGCCGGGGCGGCACUCCGCAGCCAGGCAGAUUUCAUGGCCACUCCUCUUUUUGUUACCGUCAAUGCAACAGACAAUGGAUCAGGUGCAGUGAACUUCACUGCUCCAGACAACCUUGGCACAUUUGUUGUCAGGGCUUAUGCCGCCACAGAUAAAGCCCGCUUCGGCAGUGUGGAAACAGAGGUCAUCGUGCGCAGGAAGCUGUCGCUCACGCCUUCUGCGCCUCGGAUCGUCAGGGUGGGUGAUGCCUUUGAGGCGGGCGUCAUCGUCACGAUUUCGGGAGGAUCUGUUUCCGAUGUGCCCAUCACCAUGGACCUGAAGCUUGAGGACAAGUCCCAAGAGCUUCUGUCACUGACGACAGAAUCGGAGAGGCAGAUCGUGACAGAUGCAGAUGGUCAGGCGGAAGUUCGUUUUGGACUGCAGGCCGAGGCUUUGGGAGAGGCGAAGUUCAUCAUAAGCGCUGGUGAUGGCUCAGGCUCUGGCGAUGCACUGGAGCUGGAGUUGCCCAUCCUUGGGCUCCAGGAUCCUGUCACUGUCGCAACGUCUUUUGCAAUACAGGCGGCAGAAAACGAAACAGCGACUGCCGUGGAAGGGCUUGACCUUCCAGCCGCACUGCCUGGCACUGGUGGCAUUGAGCUUCAGGCGGGCGUGGGACGAUUGCCAGCAGUCCUUGCCAAUGCACGGCAGAUCAUGGAGGCAAACGUCAACCAUACCUGCCCACACGAUGGCUCCCUUGAGCUCGUCCACACUGUCGUUCCUGCAGCACUGCAGAUGUACAGCCUUUACACCCCCGAUGAAGACGAAGAGCAGGACAGGGCAACUGAAGCACUGUUGGCCACCUCAGGAGCGAACUUCUCUCUGGCCCUCCAGAAUCUCGCAGUUGACAACUUGACACAUUCUGAGUUUGGGCUCAGGUGGUGGAUCGCCUGCCCUCCUCUUCGGCCCAGAAUGGGUCCACUAAGGUCUGCCAGCAUCUACCUGAAUGCCCACGCCGUAUGGCUGCUGGACUCUCUGCAGGACCUGCUGGAAAGCACUGACCAACAGGUGUUUCUGGAAGGUGCAGGUGCUCUUAGAAAGCUGUCUGAUGAGCACUGGAGACCUGCGCUGGCGACCCAACUGGUCAGGGAUGCCCAGGAAUCGCGAUCUAGGCGAUUUUUUCCAGGACCCAUCAGAUUGUCGACUGUGGCACUGGCCAGGCUGGGCCUUGGAAGAGAUUGGGCACCUCCUGAAGGCACAGAACCGCAGAUAGUGGAUGACAUUUCCAUGGAGCGGUUGGAUAGGGAGUUUGGCAAGCUGGACAUGGAAAGCAGGGCCUAUGUCGCUCUGAUUCACCUUCGCAAUCAAAGCGAGGCAGGAGACGAGUUAGUUGCCCGGGCCAUCGACGAGUGGACCUCGAACUUCCGUGUUGGUGGACGAACUGCCUACAUCGCCACAUGCAAUGGCUGUGCCACUCCGAUGGGGUUGAAGGGGAAUGCGCUUGUGCUGCUUACAAUGACUCGUGCAGGGCAGGCUGUGGGGCCAUUCAGAGAGAAGCUGGCCAACUAUGUUGCCAGCCCCCCUGCUGGCCGAUACGCAUACUUUGCAGACUACAUCGAAAAGAUAGUGGCAAUGCUGGCUCUUGGAGAAUAUGAUUUGGCGAGAGGCUCAGCAGACCCAGAUCUCGGGCUGGUGGUCACGAGUGGAGAUGUUGAGUUGCUGCAAGCUGAAUUCACGUCGCCUCAAUCUCCCAUGGUGGUUACGGGAACCUCGUGGUCUGUUCUGAAUCAACCCCCAGCGCCCCUGGAAUUCUCAGUGGACGGGAAGGGUGAAGUCACCAUUGCUGCACUGCUCAAUUUCGUUCCUGCAGAGCCGCUGCCGUUCCCAACGUACAGGGGCAUCUACGUGGAGCAGGCCAUUCAGUUGGUUAACGGGUCAUCCCAGUUUGAUGAACCGAUGGGUGCUCCUCUGUCGACAGUGCCUCUGGGAUCAAUCGUGAUCGUCACCAUCCAGAUAACGACGCCCGAUGCCCUGGAUGCAACCACCGUCCGUAUCCUGAUGCCCGGCGGCCUGGAACCCGUGGAUCCCAACAUUGAAGGCGAUUCGUUCGGAGUUUGCGCCCUCCCAUUCUUUGGAGUCUUCAGUUCCUUUCCGUAUUUCAAUUGCCCAGACCAGGAGACGCUGCCCUCUGUCGUCACCUUCCGUUACAAUCGUCUGAGAGCGGGCACCCACGUGAUGCGCGUCCGAGCCGUGGCAGCCACACCCGGCGUGUUUGGCCUGCCUCCCACCGCCGCGUUCGUCAACUCCCAGCCAGAGCUGAUGGGCCUCAGCCCCGCCGGGAGCUUUGAAGUGUGUGACGGAGAGGGCUGCGAGGCUGUGCCCCUGGGGCCCGCUCGGACACCCAAGGCUUGUCCCCAGGACUGCAACAACAACGGGCUGUGCGACCUGGACAAGGGGACCUGCCUGUGCUUCGAGGGCUUCACUGGGGACGCAUGCGGCGCGUUUGUGGAGACCUGA